Molecule: messenger RNA, 669 nt
Organism: Drosophila ficusphila
Lineage: Eukaryota; Metazoa; Arthropoda; Insecta; Diptera; Drosophilidae
Gene: Cpr65Ay
Exons: 3
Coding region: 280-609 (109 amino acids)
Source: RefSeq, a predicted model, not a curated record
UAAUCACCUUUCUUUUUUGGGUCUCUUUAGCCACUUAGAACAAAAGUUGGGCCAUAUACAAUGACGUAAUCCCAUUCGGGCUACGACUCACUGUUAAAUAGCUGGCUGCGCAGAUAUUUGUUUUCAUUAUUCCGAUCUUUCAAACUUAUUUUGGCUGCUCUGCUCAUCCCGCAGAACAUCUUCAGUUGAAAUCCGCCAACGAAACUGACAAGAACUAAGUUCCAGAGUGCUCAGCAUCACUUAAAUUUAAUUAUACUAUUUUGAAAGACAAACGUUGCAAUGAAAUUGUUUUGUCAAAUUUUGUUAGUAGUGGCAAUGGCGGCUUUGGUUUCAUCGGCGGCUCUAGAGAAAGGCGAACGAGAGGAGGCGCUCCACUUCGGCUUCCAGACAGAAAAUGGUCAGCAGAGGAAUGAGGCUAUAACAUACACAGUCAGACCGGAAACGGAUCAAAACCCCAAGGAAGUGACAACCCCAAAGCCUAUAGAGUAUAAAGGUGGAUAUAGCUUCAUCUCGGCCGAUGGCUAUGAAUAUCAGGUCCUCUAUAAGGCCAACAAAAACGGUUUCCAGCCCUAUGUUACGGCCCACAAAAUCAAACCGGAUAAGAGCUAAUAAAACAUCUUUCUUUGUAUUGUGAUAGAUAAUUAAAAAACCGAAUAAUUUAUCAGUGUA